AAAGACAGGGUGAGAGUGAGAGAGAAGAGCUCAGACAGUAAUAAAUGAGUCUGUGAGUUUUAAACAAAAAGGAAACAAUGCUGGAGGAAGGAAAGGAGACCCAGGCCACUGAGGCCGAGGAGGACGAGGAUGAUGGGACAUUCACUAACAUAUCUCUGACAGAUGACACAGUGGCCAGUGGAUCUGCAGCCCUGUAUACUAAACAGGAGAACGAGCUUUUCAUCAUGAACUGCGACAUAGAUGGAGACAUGGAGAACCAGGUGGAGAUGGAGGAGAAGACAAGGUUAAUUAAUCAAGUUUUGGAACUUCAGCACACACUGGAAGACCUGUCGGCGCGGGUUGACGCAGUGAAGGAGGAGAACCUGAAGUUAAAGUCUGAGAACCAGGUUCUCGGUCAGUACAUUGAGAACCUCAUGUCUGCCUCCAGCGUCUUCCAGACCACUGACACCAAGAGCAAACGGAAGUGAGGUACACCCUGAAGUCCCAGGCCAGCAGCUGGGAGACGAGACCCACCGUGGAGAUAUGGAGAGGGAUUUGUUUUCUCAGCAGACCUGGGCGGUUUCUCUAACUGUUAGUGCUCACUUACCUGAGUCAAAACUAACAAUUUAAUAAUUAAAGAAACAAACUAGCUUUGUCACCUGUCCUACUGCCUCAGAAAUGGAUCCAUUUAAUGUUAGUCUGGCCCAGGUCUGCUUUGCAGCAGCUUCCUCUCCACACUACAGACGAGGUAGAUGCCACUCUUUAAUCACCAACACAAAAACAGAGGCAGACUAUGUAUAUGAGGUGGUUAAAGGUCUUUGAACCUUGAGUUUCUUCUAAAUGCGCUCUGUCAAAAAGUAGUUUCUGUAAAAUAACUCUUAGCUCUGCUUUACCUGCUUGGUUAUUUGUUUAUGGACAAAUCUGAUUUUCUGUUGUUUUCCCAACUUUCUGACAGUGUUCCUGUCUCAAAAACAAACCAUAAAUAUUACAAAUACUGACUGACCAUGAACCUCGUUUCAACACUGAUUUAUUUUAUUAUUUAUUUUUGUAAAAUAUUUUCUACGUCAGCUGGAUCUGAGUUUUCAGAAGUCUUGGAUGUCAUCAUGUCUACUACCCCUUUUCCACCAAUAUGGUACAGGUUCCGUUCUGUUUCCCACACCUGAUUUUAAACUGUUCAAAGCAUUUCUACCAAAAAUAAAUUAGUUCAGAACCUGGAAAAUUGGUUCUCAGUUGGAACCAAAAAAUAGCAGGUUUGUCUUAACCAAAGCACAGACUGUGACAACAGCAGUGGGUGUGUCAUAUUCUACAGGUUGGAAAGAGAGAAGGGAGAAGUCAAGUGAGAAAUCAUUGUGAAAAAAGUUUAUGCAGUGGUCUAAUUAAUAGUUUUCCUGUGCUUAUUUUUUUGAGUGAAAACAAGCAUCUGUAAUAAAAAAACAAAAUUGCAGGUAAUCAAAUCUGCGAUUUUGCUACUACAGUUUAUUUCUGUUGUGCAUUCUCAGUGCCCUACAUUGGUGACACAUCCUUGAUUAAAAUGGUUCCGCACAACUGCUGGAAACUCAGACUGGUUUGCUUUAUAGCAGCAAGAUUCCAAGAAUCAUGAACGGGACCGGUUCAAGAACGAGAGCUGUGGAAAAGGGUUAGAUUUGAAGCAUGACUGUAUUCCUCCAUUUAAAAGCUGGCAAACUGAACAGUAUUACUGAGAAUGAAAAAUGUAUUUUGAUCGCAUGAGGUUUUUUUUGUUUAAAAGUUGAGUAUAUCUAAUGAGAUGUCUCUAAAUCAUUUAAUUACAGACUGUAUAAAGCUACUGAGAACUUUUUAACCACAGAAGGUGGAUACUAGAUACAUGUAGGCACCACUGAGAGCUCAGCAACAAUGCAGGUACAAGCACAGAGAAACUAAGAGUUGUGUUAACUCCAUAAAAGUAAAGAUCUGAACUAAUAUCAGUGAUGUUUUUUUUUUGCAAGAGGUUGAACUUAUAAAUUAUAAUAUCGCAAGAUUUUCUUUCUGGACUUACUUGUAAUUAUUUUCAGUUGAUGAUGUCAUGAAUGAGUGUUAUGGCCCAAACUGUGAUGUAAGACAAAGGAAAUGGUGGAAAUGGUCAUAAAAGUUGCUGUGCUCUUUAAGAGACAAAUCCUGCAUAAAUUCAUUUUGUGUCUUACCCUUUAACGUCCAUGCGGGGAGGGGACUGGACAGGCCAGAUGACAGGAGGAGGUGAGACAAGGAGGCGCUCUAACUGCAAGCAGUAGAGAGGCUUUGAGUGCUAUUGAUCCACUCAGCCAGGCCUGCAAGAGGAGGAGUCUGACCGUAAAACGUGCUGAUGUCCUCAAUGUGCAGCAGAGUGGAGGGUGUGUCCUCCAGGACCACUGCUGCCUCAGACACAAAGACAAAAGUCAUGUCAUCUUUAAAUCUUUUAAUUCCCUUUAAAAUGAGGUAUCCAGUUCAGUGAUGUCUGGAAAGCAGUAAUUCAUGUGUAAGCAUCAGGCAACUAUGGUGCUGUCUGAAAGGGGAGGAUGUAGUAAUAACACAGGAGGCUAUAAACCCUGUUUAUGCUGUAAUGUAUUUAUUUUGAUAUUUUUUAACAGCUGUACUGUAAUAUUUCAUUCAUUUCUGUCUGAUGUGCUGAAUAUCCCAGACCUACACACACCCUGUUAUCAACUGUAAUGUGUGUGGACACCCUGCACCUUUGCCUUUAAACUUUUUUGUUUUAAUAAAAACCUAAGAUCAA
Messenger RNA from Epinephelus moara (kelp grouper), 2704 nucleotides. It is a transcript of the gene scoca, whose product is annotated as short coiled-coil protein a. Gene Ontology annotation, cellular component: trans-Golgi network. NCBI's taxonomy places the organism in Eukaryota, Metazoa, Chordata, Actinopteri, Perciformes, Serranidae. The transcript is spliced from 4 exons. Bases 78 to 467 code for a protein of 129 amino acids. The record is from RefSeq and is a predicted model, not a curated record.